This is a messenger RNA of Staurois parvus, 354 nucleotides long. The record is from the annotation of a GenBank genome assembly. NCBI's taxonomy places the organism in Eukaryota, Metazoa, Chordata, Amphibia, Anura, Ranidae.
AGUGCUAACCAGGGGCGGACUGACCAUUUGGAAACUCGGGCGCUGCCCGAGGGCCCGGGGUCAGUAGGGGGCCCCAUGAGAUGCCCCUGGUACCUUUUUCAUAGCCUUUUUUGAGUUUGGGCAAGGACACAGGGGCCCCAUGAUCCCCUAUUGCCGGGGGCCCCAUGAGUUGUCAGUCCGCCCCUGACAGGCAGUGGUGGGAAAUCCAAAAUGUUGAUUGUCAACAGAAAAAGAGGUGAGGACAAUCUUCCAACGGUAACACCUGUUUCAGUGACAACUGAGAGAGGAAUUACCCUUGACUUUGGAGAUUUACUUCCACAUCCUGUUACAUCUCAGCAAAAAAAAAAAGAAAAA